AUGAGUGAGAUCUUUGAAAUAAAAUAUCCAAAUUCCUCUACUGAUCCAGUGUUAAUGACAUCAACGUAUAUCAUCUGGAACAAAAAGGAAGCCUAUGUCUCAGCUAAAGUCACAUUUGAUUAUUUCACAGCAAUAUCAUUCAGAUACAAUGGGUUGUCUGUGGCUUAUCUCAUCUUUCUACUGCUUAUUCCACUAUUUCCCAAGCCUACAGCUGACACAAUGAAAGACUACAGAUGGGAGGACUUGCUUGGUCAUUUUGGAAUUCUCAGGCUCAGCAAAAUUGAUGCUGGAAAUAUCAUCCGCCUACUGGCUCCUGAUAUUGGAAUGUUUUUCACUGGAUUCAUGGUUAGAAGGCUUUGUAAAAAACAGUUGAAACCUCCCAUUUCCAAAAUGCAGCUUCCUUCUGAAGAUCAGGAGCAGGCGGAGGAAGAGGACGGUGAGGAGGACGAGGAGGAGGAGGUGGACAAUGAAACAGAAGCAGGAGACAGUGAGGAAGAAGAGACCGACUAUUUUUCUGAAGAGGAUUUGGGAAAAGAGGCAGGUGACCAAAACCCAGGGUUCAUUCAGAAAAUCACUGCAUUCCUAGCAGGCUUGAAAAUCAUAUUUGAAGCCAUCCUGACCAGCGCUGGAAAGGUGGUAGCCACUCUUCUAUUAGGCUUAGCAGGUAUAAUUUUGCCUUCUGUGACUUCUGCUGUCUACUUUUUCACCUUCCUGGGCUUGUGCUCCUGGUGGGCUUGUCAUCGUCCCAUUACCUUGGCCACCUUCAGCAGCUUGUGCGUGAUGAUGGCUAUAUUCAGUGCAGGUCACCUUGUGGCCCUAUACCUGUACCAGCUGCCGUACUUUCAGGACUUGGUUCCUCCUGAUGACAUUUAUGCCAGGCUCCUGGGGAUGGUGGCACUCAUCAAGCCAAACGCCACAGAAAUCUGGAAGCUACAGAUUCAUUCUGGAUUAAGCUGGCCUGUGUUUUUAAAUCCUCUUUUGCUGCUUGUAUUAUAUUAUUCACUGGUCAUGUUGCUACAAGAGUGGGCUCUAAUUCAUAAGGAAUGCAAAGAGGACAUCCACUCACCACCAGAAGAGCAGAGUGAAUUGGAGAUGGACUCCGUGCUCUGGAUGGCAAAGAAUGAGAAGAAAAUGACUCUUCAAUCAUCUUCACCUGUAUUUGUACACUUUACAUUUCUUCCAGAGGAGAACACCUCCCCUGAAAACACAGACGCUGAUGAGACUGGGACCAGCAGUAUGGCAGUACUGGGGCAGUUCAUUAUGAAUCAAAGUUAUGUCAGUGCACUGAUUGCCAUGAUGGUUUGGAGCAUCACCCAUAACAGCUGGCUGACUUUUGUUCUGCUGAUUUGGUCUUGUAUCAUUUGGAUGGUUCGUGACCGGCGUCGUUAUGCCAUGUGUAGCUCUCCAUUCCUUGCCAUCUAUGGGACUAUCCUGGUGAUCCUCAAUUUCUUCGUAGGGUUCAAUAUUUCACAAGAAGAGCUGUUUCCUGAAAUUCCAACAUCCGUGCUCACUGACUUUGAUUUAGCACCAUACUCUUUGCCUUGCGUGCAUCUUGGUGCUAAGAUCUUUUAUGCAUUCACAUUCUGGCUAUUGCUAAGGCAGCAUAUGAUCAAAAGACAUAUGGAGGAGAAGCAAGAAACUCUCACUGAAGUGACAGUGGAUGAGAAUGAAAAGGAAGUUGCACACAGUCCUCUGGUGGAAAUCUUUGGCUCUCUGAUAAAAGAAAUGCUGGUGAAAUAUUGGAUCUAUUUCUGCGCUGCCAUGUUUUUCAUUGUCAGUUUCAAUGGCAAAGUAGUGGUCUACAAAAUUCUGUACAUUGUGCUUUUUCUGUUCUGUGUCACUUUAUAUCAGGUUCACUAUGAAUGGUGGAGACUAAUUCUGAAGUAUUUUUGGCACACUGUUGUCUCCUAUUCAAUGGUGGUCCUCAUUGCUGUGUAUGCCUACCAGUUUAAAACCAUUUCUGGGUUCUUGAUCCGGAACUUGGGACUCUCAGAGGAAGGGUUAAACGAUCUGGGUCUUGAACAGUAUGAAACAGUAGACCUGUUUGCUAAGAUUUUGCUUCCUUCCACAUUUCUCCUGGCCUGCAUCCUUCAGCUUCAUUACUUUAGUGAGGAUUUUCUGAAGAUCACUGACUUGAGUAAUAUUCCCAUCAAGCCUGAAUGUCAUUCUGGCAGGCUUAAAGAAAGCAUUUGGAAAGUACAAAACAGGCUGGCAACCAAUGAACAGCAUGGUGAAAAUCAAACCACCUUGGACGCAACAGAGAUUACAAUGGUGGAUGAAACCAUGGGGCAGGCUCAGCAGGAGAAAUCAGUGGAAAAGCCUAAUAAAUGGAGGCUGGUGAUCGACAAGUUGGCUUCUCUUCUCCUGCAGCUUUUGGAAAUGGUUCAUAAAACUCAGGUCUUAACAUGGAGAGUCCUAGAGCUGCACAUCCUUAAAAUCGUCUCCACUUGGGUCAUCUGGAUCACACUCCAGGAGGUAUCGUUGAUGAAUUACCUUUUCUUUGUCCUUUGGGUGUUUGCACUGCCCUAUCCCAAGCUCCGGCCUUAUGCAUCAAAGAUCUGCACAGUGUGGUCUUGUGUGAUGGUUAUCUGUAAAAUGAUGUACCAGCUGAAAUUUGUCAGGCCACGUGACUACUCCUCGGACUGUAACCUGCCAGGUGAGCAUUCUAGAGCACUGAGCCUGGACGAGCUGUUGAAGAAAUCAGUGUUGUAUGUUGCUCCCGUUGAUCCUGCUGAUUGGUGUGGAGGGUUACAGAAGUGCCAUGACAAUGUUUUACCCUGCCUGAAGAACCAUCUCACCAUCUUGGCCUUAAUGGUGAUAGAAGUGACUGUGCAUCACCACCAGCUCUUCUACCGUACUCAAAACCAGCUGACGCCACCAGUUACAGGGACCAUUUUUGAUACCAUCACCCGAGAGCACCUGGAUGAUGGGUUACUCAGCUGCAUCAAGUACUUUGUGAACUACAGUUUCUACAAGUUUGGCUUAGAGAUGUGUCUCAUCGCGGCCGUGAAUGUCAUUAAGCAGCGUAUGGACUUCUACGCCCUUCUCCAUGGCUGCUGGCUGAUCUACCUGCUGCACCGCCACCGAAGGAAAACAGUGGCUGAGGUCUGGCCAAGAUACUGCUGUUUUCUUGCCAGUAUUAUGACCUUUCAGUAUUUGCUGUGCAUUGGCCUCCCUCCUGCUUUAUGCAAAGAUUAUCCAUGGAGAACCUCUCGCUGGACACUCCAUUCCAAUCUGAUUAAGUGGCUCUAUCUGCCUGAUUUUGCCAAGAGACCUGAUGCCAGUUUCCUCCUGUAUGACUUCCUGCUUCUGCUUUUUGCCUCCCUGCAAUGGCAGGUUUUCGAAGAUGAGAACAAGGCUUGUGUGCGCAGAGAGGCAGGAGAUAAUGUGGAGAUCAGCAGCGAAUUAGACCCAGCAGAUCUCAGCCAGUACUGCCCUGUGCCAAACUUUAUCCACUGCAGGUCCUAUCUGGAUAUGGCUAAAGUGGUUGUAUUCAGCUAUCACUUCUGGUUUGUGCUCUGCCUGAUUUUUAUCACUGGGACAACUCGAAUCAACAUCUUCUGUCUGGGCUAUCUGAUGGCCUGUUUCUACUUUAUGCUCUUUGGAAGCAGCCUCCUUCUAAAGCCGGUCAAGAAUAUUCUCAGAUUGUGGGACUAUUUGAUCGCGUACACUGCCUUAGUUAUAGUGAUGAAGAAUCUUCUGGCUAUUGGAGCGUGUGCUUAUCUUGAUAAGUUACUGAGAAACCAUUGUUGGCUAAUACAGACCUUUGGCAUGUUCUGUACUAUCCCGGGCUAUGACUUGGCUCUUCCUGAAGAUGAGAAAUGCGAGCUGCCUGAAAACGAAGCAGGGAUUGUUUGGGAUGCAAUAAGCUUCAUUUUCUUGCUAGUCCAGCGAAGAGUCUUUACGAGCUAUUACUUCCUCUACGUUGUUGCAGAUCUGAAGGCUGCCAAAACUUUAGCUUCCAGAGGAGCUGAACUGUUUGAAGCAAAGCUGAAAAAAGCUGUGGCGCUCAGAUUGGAGGAAGAGAAAAAAUCAUUACAAGCCAUGAGAAGACAAAUGGAACUAAUCAAAUCAAAGCAGAAAAAGUUUGACAGUUUGAAGCAGAAGACACCAAGCCCAGAAGAAACCACUGUGGAACAAUCCGCCAAAGAGCAGCAGUCUCUAGAUCCAGUGAUCCGGGCUGGGAGCUACUAUCUCUUUGAGACAGACAGUGAAGAAGAGGAGGAACAAGGGCAUACAGAAAAGAGGGAGGAAGAACCACCAAAGAAGAAAACAGCAUUCCAGCUUGCCUAUGAAGCCUGGAUGUCCAGCUCUAAAGCAGCUCUAAGAACAAGAAAAGAAGAUGAAACCAGAGAGCAGAGGAAGAAAGAGGAGGAGGGGCAACUGAGACUGGCAGGAGAGGUGAAGUUGGAAUUCCAUGAAGAGAAAGAGGAGAUAUCAGUCACUGAAGAGAAACUAGAUAAGCCAGAAAAUAUAGUUGAAAGAAUAAUCAAUACAAUCAAGUUUACUUGGGUCUUUUUUCAAGCAUUGCUAGAUGAUACUACAGAGGCACUGAACUCACUCUGUAAAAAUAACUUGGACGUAGCAAAUGUAUUGAGAAUUGAAAGGUGUAUGCUAUGGCGAGAAAUUAAUAAGGGAAAAGAAGCCUCACCAGCCACGAUUCUCCAAUAUUACAACCUGAAGAAGAGUCAGCAAGUACAAGAAAGUCCUUCUGGAGGAAAUAAAAUGAAAGGCAUACAGGAAGGUCAGAGUGAAGACACAUCAGAGUGCCAGAAGAUAUCCCAGUGGGAAAUUCUACUGCCUCACGAGAGCAAAACUUACUCUGGAUCUAGGACACCUGAUGAAGUUGCUGUGGAAAGUGAUAGAGAUAAGGCAGGAGAGAAGGUGGAAGAUCAAGAUGGCAUCAAAGGAGCUGCCUCGGAAAUAACCACUCCAUUCCCAACCUGUGAAACCAAGGGUAAUGCUGUUUCUCCAUCAGCUGAGAGGAGCAAGGAAACAGACAGGCCAUUAAAUGAAGUUCCUGUUAUCAUGACUGCCAGCGAGCUGCUUCUGAACAGGAUGUUUCAUGACAAUGAACUGGAGCAGUCCGACAAGUUUUACCAGAAUCUACCUCGAUCCCUGAAGUUGGGCUUUGCUUUGUACAAUGCAAUGGUGUCCAAGUCAGAAAUGCUUUGUUAUUUUGUCAUAAUUCUCAACCACAUGGUCUCUGCUUCAAUCCUCACUUUGGUUCUGCCUAUCCUUAUAUUUCUAUGGGCCAUGUUAUCCAUUCCAAGGCCUACUAAAUUCUUCUGGAUGCUGGCCAUUGUUUAUACAGAGAUAACAGUAGUUGUCAAAUACUUUGCUCAGUUUGGUUUCUUUCCCUGGACCACUAAGUUAUAUUGUGGCAUCAAUGCAGAAGAGCCAUUUGUUCUGCCAAACAUUGUUGGGAUUGAGAAGAAGAAUGGCUAUGUUCAUUUUGAUCUUGUGCAGCUGCUGGCUUUGUUCUUUCAUCGGUCUAUCCUCAAGUGCCAUGGACUAUGGGAUUCCAAAGAUGUCAAUGGGUCUGAUUCUAAGAGCAGGAAAUUUUCUAGGAGGCAAAAGAAAAAGGAGUUUGGAGGUAGCCUGCAGGAAGAUGAGCCUGGAUCAGGGGCAUGGCACCUUUUCAGACAUCACAAUCCCUCAGCAAGUGUCUUCAGAAGAAAGAAGACAGCUCCCAUUAACAGAGGCAAAAUGCAGAAGAAGGAAGCCAGGAAGAAAUGGCCACUUUUCAGAAAGAGUCCCAUCAGCAAGAGGAAACUUCUUCAGCGGAAGAUGAAACAACAGAUAUUGAAAGCAAAGAAGCUGGUGAUUAAAAUUGCCCUUCAAAUCUAUCGACCUAUCAGGCAGUUCUUCUACGACAUAAUUCAUCCGGAGUACAGCCCCGUCUGCGAUGUCUAUGCGCUGAUGUUCCUGGUAGAUGUGAUCAAUUUUAUAAUUGUCAUCUUUGGAUACUGGGCUUUUGGUAAACACUCAGCAGUUGCUGACAUAACUGAGUCCCUGUCAGAAGACCAGGUCCCGGAAGCGUUCCUGGUGAUGCUCCUGAUUCAAUUUGGCACCAUGAUAGUAGACCGAGCCAUUUACCUGAGGAAGACCAUGUUUGGGAAGUGUGUAUUCCAGGUUGUCCUUGUCUUUGGCAUUCACUUCUGGAUGUUCUUCAUAUUACCAGGCGUUACCGAAAGGAGAUUUAACAGAAACCAUGUGGCUCAGCUUUGGUACUUGGUCAAAUGUGUUUACUUUGGCUUGUCAGCCUAUCAGAUCAAAUGUGGUUAUCCAAAUCGGGUCCUAGGCAACUUUCUGACAAAGAGUUACAAUUUCGUAAAUCUAUUUCUAUUCCAAGGGUUUCGCAUGGUGCCUUUCCUUACAGAGAUGAGAGCUGUCAUGGACUGGAUUUGGACAGACACCACACUGAGUCUCUCCAGCUGGAUUUGUGUGGAGGAUUUAUAUGCAAAUGUUUUCAUUAUGAAAUGCCUGAGAGAGUCUGAGAAGAAAUAUCCUCAACCCUCUGGCCAAAAGAAGAAAUUGAUUGUGAAAUAUGGAGUAGGGGGCUGCAUUGUCUUUAUUUUAGUCUGCAUUGUGUGGUUCCCACUGCUCCUUAUGUCACUGGUUAAAUCUGUGGCAGGAGUCACCAAUCAGCCCCUGGAUGUCUCAGUCAGAAUUACCAUUAGCGGUUAUGAGCCAUUAUUCACCAUGAGUGCUCAGCACCGGAAUCUGAUUCCUUUCUCUUCGGCAGCCUAUGAUGACCUGGCUAGUCAAUAUGCCCUUCACCCGUCUGCCAUGCAGUUCAUAGUGAACUACAGCCCAGAGGACAUCGUCGUUGCUAAAAUAAAGAGCAAUGCCAGUUUGCUGUGGAGCAUCAGUCCUGCCAGCCGGGAGGCCAUGAUAGAGGAGCUCUCUGGCUCAACUGCAGUCUCAGUCACCUUUCACUGGACAGUUCUCAGAAUGCUUCCCGGUGUGUUACCAAGAUACCUCAGGGCUAAUGCUGGAGCAGAAGCUAAAACAGCACAUCGCUUGCAAGUUGCUUAUCCUCAUAAACCACACGAUGUAGACAAAAUGGCUUUCUUCCGAAACAUCACCAUAAAACUACAGCAGCUGGCCACCAACUCCUCUUCCAGCCAAGUCACUGAGUGGUGGGUUAUUCAAGAGUGGAUGCCCGUCUGCUCUGGUAAUGCUUGCAGCAAGAAUAUGGAGCUUAUCAUCUACAAUGACAAAGUCAGCCCUUCCAGCCUGGGAUUCCUGGCAGGCUACGGCAUCGUUGGCCUCGAUAUGUCUGUUGUCCUCGUCAUUGGGAAGUUCAUUCGAGAGUUCUUCAAUGGCAUCUCCCGUUCAAUAAUGUUUGAAGAGCUGCCCAACGUGGACCGCAUCCUGAAACUCUGCACGGACAUCUUCCUGGUGAGGGAGACGGGGGAGCUGGAACUGGAGGAACAACUCUUUGCUAAACUCAUCUUUUUGUACAGAUCUCCUGAAACGAUGAUCAAGUGGACCAGAGAGUCAAAGGAAUGAUGACAGCACAAAAGCUUUGUUUAGGAAGAUCAGGUUUAGGAAGCAAGCUGCUUUAGAAAGAAGUCUAACAUUCAGGAAUGGGAGUUGCUAGGACUGUUUCCUCUCCAUAGGCAUAUUUUCACCUUAAGCUUCUCCACAAGUUUCUCACCAAAAUAUACUGUGCUUAGGCAGUAAAUGUACUUUUCAGGCCAGCGACUACUCUUUGCUCAACCAGAGAAGCUGGUCCCCUCCAGACUUCAUCCCACAAUAAUGGGUGCAGAAAGCUUGAUUUUAUUUGCAAAGAAGCCAGAAACUUCCUCACAGCAGGAGAGAUUCUAAUCAGCCUCUGAGCAACUGCAGUUGGGCCAACCAAGUUGAGUGGCACCAAUGGCUGAAGAUAAAUGACAAAGAGAGAAUUUGAACGCAGCUAAUUUACAAGAGCCCUAAGAUUUUAAAGAAACACUUAUAGGGGUGUUCGGACAGGGAGUCAGGAGGCUGCCAGUACUCAUUGGACAAAAGACAGAAAACAGACAAAUUCCAUUUUAUUACCUAAAAACCAACAGUUCAAAGACAAAAUAAAAGAACAGAAUGGGGGCACUUGCAUAAUCAGAGUAUGAUUUCUUAAUGAGACUUAAGGUCCUUUCAUGUCUUAAGAGGUCUAUCACAGCCUUACCAAACUAAUAUUUUACUUUGUUGCAUGGAGAGGUUUCCCAUAGAAUUAUAGGGUUGGAAGAGACCUCUGAAGAUUGAGUCCAGCCCCUUGCUAAAAACAGGACCAAUCCCAAUGAAAUCAUCCCAGCCAUCCCAUCUUGCUCUGCUUUUACAUAGGCACUCAGUGAAAAGUUCAUCCACUUUUUCCUGACUGUAGGCUUGUCUACACUAUGUGGAAGAUUGACAUUGCUGCAGUCCAUCUUCCAGGUUUUAAACUAACACGUCUGGUGAAGACCCACUAAUUCGAACUGAGAGGAUGCUUUGUUGGUGCUGAUAGUCCUGGCUCUGCUCGAGGAGUAGGGGAAGUCGAUGGGAGCAAAUGACUUUCUGAUGUGUGCAUGGUGUGAAAUCACGAUUUAAGAAAAGUUGACGUAUCUUGAGUCAACUUUCCCCUUUAGUGUAGACCAGGCCUGUCAGAAUAGUUAAAAAAUGGGUUUGAAGAAGAGAACAGGAGCCUUGGGCAGUGUUUUGUUAGGUUUCAGAAAGAGUGGGUACCUGAAUGGCAUCCAGGAUGGUACCCUAACAUGGGGAUGAGAGGAUGGAGUAGGGCAGUUUUUACCAAUAGAAAUGUCUGAGGAGGCAGCAGGUACCCAGGCAACAGGGCACUGGAUGGAGCUCCAGGGUUUCUAUAGCCCUUUCUAUAGUAACUUUGAAAAAGUUACUUCCGCCCUCAGUCUCUGGUUCCCCUCUCCUCCUCUGUCCGUCCUGUCUAGACUAGUAGUGCCUCAGGGCAGGGUCCAUCUUUGUGUGUGUGCACAGUACCUAGCCCAAUGGGCCCCAAUCUCUGUUCAGUGAAUUUGGUAUUCUCACUCUAGUGGAAGCUCCCUCUGCGCUUUCAUUCAGCGCAAGUGACAUCCUCUCUUUGGAGGAAAAGGGUGCUGUGGGUCUGAAGUGCAGCAGCAGAGCUGGGUGUGAGAACUUGCACAGUGUAGCCGUCAGUCUCUCAUUUUAUGAACACCCAGUAUUUUCAGAAAUGCGAAUAAUGCCAUGAAAUAUACAUGGAUAUACAGACAGCUUUAAUAAACUUAUACCAUACGUGUGUAAAUCAUAGAAUCCUAGACCUGAAAGGGUCCUCAAGAGGUCAUCGAGUCCAGUCCCCUGCUCUCAUGGCAGGACCAAGCACCGAAAGGUGUCUGGGC
This is a messenger RNA of Pelodiscus sinensis (Chinese soft-shelled turtle), 9347 nucleotides long. Lineage: Eukaryota; Metazoa; Chordata; Testudines; Trionychidae. The record is from RefSeq and is a predicted model, not a curated record.